ACCAAUGCUUCAGAGGCAGGGGCCGCCCAGACCCGGCCGAGCAGAGGGGCACCCAAGAGAAACAGAGGCCCCAAGGAGUGAUGUAAACAAGGCCCGACCAGGCACACCCACUGAUGGAGUUAAGGAGAGGACUAGUUCUCGAGAGCAAGGACCGGACUCCGCUCCACCGAGAUCUGGACACCCCCAGGGCUUCGAUGUAGUUUGAUCCCAUGCUAGAUCUUAAAUCUCAGGGAUCCCACUCCCGGCGUGGGGAGGAGACUGCCGGGCCCAGGAUACCGGCACCCAAGAGAAGGCAGAUGUUGUCAAAUGCAGCUUCAAAAAAAUCAGUAAUGUCAAGCAGAGUUGAUUCAUUUUAAGUCCCACUUUUAUCUCUUAACAUUCACAGGUUUAUUUUAAUUUUGUUUAUUCUGUUUUUACCCUAAAGUAUUUUUCUAUCACAUGUUUUCUGCAAAGUGGCCAUUAGAAAUUAUGUGGACAAAACGGCUGUGGAGCAACCCCAUGCCCCUUUCCCAUCACCCAUAACUGAGAUUUCUUUGUUAACACUCCUGUUAGCUUACAGCCACUCACUCCCCUUACCCAUCUUUAAUAGAGCAACAAAAAUGGUGAGCAGUGUUGUUCAGUUUUGAUCCAGAUUCCAGCUCAGAUGAGGUGGGUAGGUCCAGAGGGGCCUGCAGUCUCACACCCCGCACACACUGCUUUUAUUUUGGCUUCUCUAGCGAAUAUAGUUUUAAAGACGUUCAUGGAUGUAUUUAUCUGCUGUGGAUGAUCAGAAUGGACCAGAGCAAGGAACCUGUGGCAUGCAGAGUGUAGGUUUUUCAAACCACAUGUUUCCUCUGUUCCUGGUUCACAACCAUUUAAAUAAAGAAUUACUCAGAAACGCAGUUUUAAUCUUUUAUUUUUUUAAUAUAUGUCCUCCAUCUUCAGGAAAAGGCUACAAAAGUUAAAAAAACACCAUAAGCACCGUGUUGACUGAGGUGGGUCUUUAUAGGAAAGUAAAAGAACUGAACGUAACACAGGUUUGCUCGGCAGAGGGCGCCAAAGAGCUGGAUAAAAUUGUUCACUUUUUUAAUGAAAAUCUUUUUUUUUUUUUUGUCUUUUUGUGUUCCUUGAGUAUAAUCUGAUGCUUUAAAAUAUUUUUAAAAUUUUUUGAUGGAAAAAAAAUAACAAGAAAUUAUAAUGGUUGUAGAAUAAAUAAAAGGUUUAAAUUGUGUAUUAUUUAUAACAUUUAAUUAUGAGACUAAUUAAAAUAAUCUGGCAGGGCACUAUAGGUCAAAUGCUCAUCCUUUUAGAGCUGUAGCGUUUUUCUUUUCUUUUUUUUUUUUUUUUUCUAGAAGAGCUUACGUAAACUGCGUAGCAUGUCCUCCUUUCAGACUCACAGAUACGACGCUCCGCCGGCGCCGCAGUCGGAGCCGAACCGUCGCCCGCUCCAUCACCGGCGCAGUCUGAGCGGACCCGGCGCGCACCGAGCAGCUGUCAGGACUGGACCAUGUCGGUUCCUUUCACCAGAACCGACACGUCCGGGAGGACGACGGCUCUGUUUUGGGUUUGGCGGAGCCGCGCGCCGCUGCUCCCUUUCGCCAGCAGAUUAAACGACAAACCGGAUGAUGGAAAUGUCAAAACCGCGGUGGAAUUAAUACCGAACUGAGAACGGCUUAAUCCCUGACGGACACCAAAAAACACCGCUUACUAGAGGGAUGGCAUUGAACUUCUUUCUAAAGCAGUUUCCUGGAAACCAAAACUCAAGUGUUUGCAGAUUAAUGCGCGUGUCUCCACCAUGGACCACAUCGUCUGCUGCCUGCUCGUCGUGGUAGCCACAGUGAUGAUUGUCCAUGCAUGUCCCAAGUACUGUGUCUGCCAGAACCUUUCGGAAUCCCUGGGAACUCUGUGUCCUUCCAAAGGCCUUCUGUUCGUUCCUCCGGACAUUGAUCGGAGCACGGUGGAGCUCAGGCUGGGAGGCAACUUCAUCCUUCACAUCACACAGAAGGACUUUGCAAAUAUGAGCGACCUGGUGGACCUGACUCUCUCCCGGAACACCAUCAGCUACAUCCAGCCCUUUGCCUUUAGUGACCUGGAAACUUUGCGCUCACUCCAUCUUGACAACAACCGCCUAACAAAGAUAGGUUCUGAUGACUUCCGAGGGUUGGUGAACCUACAGCAUCUUGUCCUGAACAACAACCAGCUGGGUCGGAUCCACGAUAAGGCUUUUGAAGACCCGAUGGGGGCUUUGGAGGACUUGGAUCUUUCCUUCAACAAUCUGGUCUCCCUUCCCUGGAACUCGGUCAGACAGAUGGUCAACCUGCACCAACUUAGUGUCGACCACAAUCUACUAGAAUUCAUUCCAGAAGGAACCUUUGCUUACUUGGAAAUGCUGGAGAGAGUGGACCUCGCUUCAAACCGUUUGCAAAAGCUUCCCCCAGAUCCCAUCUUUGCUCGGGCGCAGGACUUACCGACCCUGAGUGCGCUGGACUCUGCCCAGCUGUCCUUGAGCCUGGGGGGGAACCCUCUGCACUGUAACUGUGAGAUGCUUUGGCUACGAAGGCUCGAGAGGGAGAACGACCUGGAGACCUGCGCCUCCCCGCCUCCAUUGAAGGGUCGUCACUUUUGGGAUGUGAAAGAGGAGGAGUUCUUAUGUCAGCCACCACUUUUUCUCCAGCACACUCACAAGGUGGUUGUUCUGGAGGGCCAGACAGCAACUUUGAGGUGUGAAGCCACAGGAGACCCCUCUCCUGCUAUCCACUGGAUCUCACCUGAUGAUCUGCUGCUUGGAAACUCCUCCAGAACCAAAGUGUAUAGAAAUGGAACAAUGAGUAUCACCAUCACCUCCUCCAAGGAUCAUGGCGUUUUUACCUGCAUUGCUGCUAAUGUGGCUGGAGAAACCACAGCCUCAGUGGAGGUGUCCAUUAGGCAGAUCCCAUUUCUGAGCAAUGACACAGGGCCACUAGUCCAGCCAAACUCCAAGCUGUCUGACAUCACAGGAACUACAAAGAUGAAAGGGACUCCUCAAAACCAGCCAGAGAGAACACUGUCUGUCUCAGACGUAACAACAGCGUCUGCACUGGUCCAAUGGACAGUCGGCAAAGCAGCCCCCAAGGUAAAGAUGUACCAACUGCAGUACAACUGCUCAGAGGACGAGGUUGCCACCUACAGAAUGAUUGCGCCCUCGAGGACCUCUUUCACCGUGAACAAUCUGGUGGCGGGAACCCGCUAUGACGUGUGCGUUCUGGCCGCCUGGGACGACGCUGCCAGCACCCUCACUGCCACCAGCGUGGUGGGCUGCACACAUUUUCUCACCCAGGUCGACUAUUCCCAGUGCCGAUCUGCACGCAGCCAGCUGCUGGGAGGAACCAUGAUCCUGGUGGUGGGGGGGGUCAUCGUGACCACCCUGCUGGUGUUCAUCGUCUUCCUCAUGAUGCGCUACAAAGCUGCAGAUCCUCUCUUCCCGGCUGCAAAACUUCCCAGCUUCUACGACUCGCACACUCAGACCACCAGCAGUGUGCUGGUCAUGUCGCAGCCUCAGAACCAGACGGAGCCUCAGGUCAAAGCCACUCUUCCGGAUGAGCGGGUGGAGUUCAAAUGCGGCUCCCUCCAGAGCAGCCUCACCUCCUCCUCCUCCUCCUCCUCAGGCUCCACAGCCAGGGGCACCUACAGCCCCAACAGCACUCUCGCCAACAUUUUAAGGUCGGCUCCUGUUAAACCCCGCUCAAACCUGGAUAAUCUCCUCGGGACAAUCACCUCGCUGGAGCUGUGGGGGGCGCAGGGCCGGGAGCCAGGAGUCUCCAGCGGCAGCACCAUGACAAGACGCUACAGAGACCGAGUGCCGCUGCUGGACGGAGCGCUGGACUCCCGGCUCAGCCGGCUCCUCAUGCUGGACUCCAGGCCGAAGAAGAGCCAGUCCUUUGACACGGACGAGACGUCGGACAGCGGCGCUCCACAGCUUCAGAGGAAACCUCGCCGAAUCAGUGGGAUCUGGACUAAGAGGAGCAUCUCUGUGAACGGCAUGGAGACGUUAGAGGGGGCCGAGUGGGAGAUGGAAAGUACUGUUUAGGAAAGGCCAAACCGGACUAAUACCAAGACAAUGCAGGACUCUAUCCUGCAUUAGGCUUACCCAGACUUAAGGGAGACUUGACCUCUAGAUUAUUUUGCCUCACAAUUCUCACAGAGGUGGAUUAAAAUGCCAUCAGUCAAAAAGGGAAAUGACUUCAGGACAAAACUGUUUCAAAGCCCACAAAGUACUACAAUGUGAAAUGUCUUUUUAUGAAUAUAUCAUUUUAUUUUGUUCUAUAAAUAUAAAUGGAAUAAUACUGAA
Oryzias melastigma (Indian medaka) is the source of this 4306-nucleotide messenger RNA. RefSeq names its product leucine-rich repeat and fibronectin type-III domain-containing protein 2. Gene Ontology annotation, molecular function: protein binding. NCBI's taxonomy places the organism in Eukaryota, Metazoa, Chordata, Actinopteri, Beloniformes, Adrianichthyidae. The record is from RefSeq and is a predicted model, not a curated record. The transcript has 4 exons. Gene Ontology annotation, cellular component: postsynaptic density membrane; cell surface. Bases 1775 to 4045 code for a protein of 756 amino acids.